Molecule: messenger RNA, 693 nt
Organism: Triticum turgidum subsp. durum (durum wheat)
Lineage: Eukaryota; Viridiplantae; Streptophyta; Magnoliopsida; Poales; Poaceae
Source: the annotation of a GenBank genome assembly
AUGGCCACUCGCCGGAGCCCCGCCACCACCCACCACCGCCUUCUCCUACUCCUCCUACCCUUGCUGCUAAUCGGCUCGUUCCUCCUCCCCCUCUCGUCCGCCUACCGCCCCGGCGACAUCAUCCCCAUGCUCCGCUCCGGCCAGUACCACGGCUCGAGGUCGGUGUGGUUCGACGUCAUCGGCCGCCACUGCCCGGUCUUCGCGGUCAACCGGGAGGUGCUGAUGCCGAUCCCCAAACCCACAGGGUUCACCGGUGCGGAUCCGUAUAAGAUAACAUUUCAGAUUGGACACGAAAAGUUCCAUGUUCCUUGGCUUUAUGUUAUUAAUCGCAAAAGCUCUGAAGUUCCACUGAUUGAUUUCCAUUUAAAAUACACUGGAAACGAUUUGCUUGGUGUUACGGCUAAAGUAGUCGACAUGCCUCACCAUUUUGUGGAACUUCAUCCUGACAUAAAGAAGGAUUUCUGGGAUCAACAGAAUUGGCCAAAAUAUGUACUUGUUAGUUAUACAUGGGAGGAACAAUCAGAGAUAGAUGUUACUGCAGGAUUCUAUGUGUUAUUUGGAUCUGGCCUUGUUCUUUCCUUCAUCCUUGCAAUCUAUGUAUUGCAAUCAUCUCAAGAUAAGUUAACAAGGUUUGUGCGAGAAGCGGUUUCUGAUAGCAGUCUACCUGAAGGAGGGGUUGCAAAGGUUGAGUGA